Molecule: messenger RNA, 4457 nt
Organism: Seriola aureovittata
Lineage: Eukaryota; Metazoa; Chordata; Actinopteri; Carangiformes; Carangidae
Gene: traf3
Product: TNF receptor-associated factor 3
Exons: 14
Coding region: 1422-3209 (595 amino acids)
Biological process (GO): Toll signaling pathway; innate immune response; regulation of apoptotic process
Cellular component (GO): plasma membrane signaling receptor complex
Molecular function (GO): zinc ion binding; tumor necrosis factor receptor binding
Source: RefSeq, a predicted model, not a curated record
GUCAAAACAAUCUCCUCUUUAACCUCUUCUCCUUGACCUCCAUGGAAAACAUCAUGAGGUCAAAUAUGGGAAAGAGAAUUCAACAAGUUUUUUUUUUAACUAACUUUAUAACACAUGGAGGAUGAAUCAUCCUUUAACCAUAAAAACAAACAGGAUUGAAAUGUUGAAAUAAGAAAAAUACAAAUAGAGAAAGUUGAGCUGGUGGAAUAAUAAUUAAAUAGAAAUAAUGAACUAUAUAUAUAUAUGUGUAUAUAUGUAUAAAAGUAUAUGUGUAUAUAUGUGUAUGUAUAUAUAUAUAUAUAUAUAUAUAUAUAUAUAUAUAUAUAUAUAUAUAAACGUGACAGUGAAACACUGAGUACAGUCCGGUUCAGUUCAGACUGUAAACCUGAUCAGUCUGAAACUGAAGAACCUCCUCAGUGAGGCACAUGAUUCAUGGUAUUGUAACGCCAUAACUUGGCAACCCCCCAGAAUGUUCUUAUUAAUGGAUAAUAACUGAUCAAUCAAACAUCAGUAAAUCUAUUAACCAUUAAUGAAGCCGUUAAUUACAGCUGAUAAACCCUGUAUCACCGGAGCUAGACAGUGGGACCAGCUGCUUCUGUUCUUGUAGUCUGACUCAAACAGCGCCCCCUGGUGGUCUUGUUCUGUCCCUGCAGUCUGAGACAAACGGCGCCCCUGGUGGUCUUGUUCUGUCCCUGAAGUCUGAGACAAACAGCGCCCCCUGGUGGUCUUGUUCUGUCCCUGAAGUCUGAGACACACAGCGCCCCCUGGUGGUCUUGUUCUGUCCCUGAAGUCUGAGACAAACAGCGCCCCCUGGUGGUCUUGUUCUGUCCCUGCAGUCUGAGACAAACAGCGCUCCCCUGGUGGUCUUGUUAUGUCCCUGCAGUCUGAGACAAACAGCGCCCCCUGGUGGUCUUGUUAUGUCCCUGCAGUCUGAGACAAACAGCGCCCCCUGGUGGUCUUGUUCUGUCCCCGAAGUCUGAGACACACAGCGCCCCCUGGUGGUCUUGUUCUGUCCCUGCAGUCUGAGACAAACAGCGCUCCCCUGGUGGUCUUGUUAUGUCCCUGCAGUCUGAGACAAACAGCGCCCCCUGAUGGUCCGGUUCCGUCCCCGGGCAGCUGGGGGAUUUCCUGGGCGGAAGCUGCGGAGGGGGUUUCCAGUGUGAUCAGCCCAGUCCUCCCCGCUGGAUCUCUGAACUGGAUCCCAGUGACUUCUCUCACACACACACAGACAGAGGACGCACAGGACCCAGAGAACCCUGAACCAGAACCCCGAAGCUAAACCCGGACCAUGAGGAGUUCGCCUGAGGCCUGGAGGCUCCGAGGCAGCGGCAGCGGCGGGUUGACGGUUUGAAUCCGGGAGAGAGUCCACCGAGCCAAGGAGCUGCCGAGCUGAGCUUUGGCCUGCGGAGGAGAUUCAUGUCAUGUCAGCGGGGAGGAGUGCUGAUGGAAGGGAGGUGCAGAUUCCCCUCCAGCAGGUGGCGCCCUCCCUGGCCGCUUCCAUCUCUGUGGCCGCUCCCAUCACCCUGUCCUCUCACCGUCCAGCCAAUCCCUGGCCUUCCAGCGACCCCGCUGCCUCACAAGGUGUACCUGCAGGUUUCCUGCCCCUUCACGGAGGAUUCAGAGACCACUUUGUAGAGACUCCAGAAGCCAAAUACUGUUGUGAAGUGUGCAGGCUGGUCCUGUGUCAGCCCCGCCAGACUGAGUGUGGUCACCGCUUCUGUCAGAGCUGCAUCAACAACAUCCUCAGUCAGCAAAACCCGGUGUGUCCAGCUGACAUGGAGCCGCUGUUCAAAGACAAGAUCUUUAGAGAUGUUUGCUGCCAUCGGGAGAUCAUGGCUCUGAAGGUUUACUGUCGAAGUGAAGCCAACGGCUGUCAGGAGCAGAUGAGUCUGCACCAGAUACCUGACCACCUGAACGUGUGUCCAUUCUUUGAGGUUCCCUGUCCACUGGGUAAAUGUAAAGAGCGAAUGAUGAGGAAAGAGAUUCCCGACCAUCUGAGCUGGAAAUGUAAACACAGAGAGACCACCUGCGAGUUCUGCAUGACCAAGAUGCCUCUGACUGAACUGCAGAAACACAAAGAGACGGUGUGUCCGACGUUCCCAGUGUCCUGUCCAAACCACUGCUCCUUCUCCUCCCUGCCCCGGAGUGAGUUGUCCAAUCACCAACACGACUGUCCCAAAGCUCAGGUGAGCUGUCAGUUCCACCGGUAUGGCUGCACCUUCAAGGGUUUGAACCAAGAAAUGAGGCAACAUGAGUCCACAUUCGCAGCUGAGCACCUGAGAUUGAUGGCCAACAGGAACUCCUCGUUAGAGAACAAGGUGGAGGACGUUAAAGGUGAGCUGAUGGAGAGGUACAAAGUGCUUCCUGCUCUCAGCAGCCGUCUGUCUGAACUGGAGAACCAGAACGACGAGCUGAGAGACAAGAACCGACAGAUGGAGCAGAAACUGGCCACCAUGCAGAAACUGAUGAGCUCUCACUCAGAGAAGCUCCUGGAGGUGGAGCUGGAGCUUCGUUCUCUCAGGUUGCUCAGAGACGAAGUGGAAGACCUGAGAGGAACGUUAGAGAACGUACGGACAAGGCUGAAUGCUCUGGAACAAGGGGGGCGCAGCGGAACCGGAUCCACAACACACACUCUGGCGCCCCUGGAGACUCAGCUGAACCGACAUGACGACAUGCUAAGUGUCCAUGAGAUCCGAUUGGCCGACAUGGACCUGCGUUUCCAGGUGCUGGAAACGGCGAGCUACAACGGGACUCUGAUCUGGAAGAUCCGCGACUACAAGAGACGAAAACAGGAAGCGGUGGCAGCAAAGACGCUGUCGCUGUAUUCACAGCCAUUUUACACCGGAUAUUUCGGAUACAAGAUGUGCGCCCGAGUCUACCUGAACGGAGAUGGCAUGGGCAAGGGAACGCACCUUUCCCUGUUCUUUGUGGUGAUGAGGGGUGAAUACGAUGCCCUGCUGCCCUGGCCCUUCAAACAGAAGGUGACUCUGAUGCUGAUGGACCAGGGUCCAUCAAGGAAACACCUGGGUGAUGCCUUUAAACCUGAUCCCAACAGCAGCAGCUUCAGACGUCCUGCAGCAGAGAUGAACAUCGCCUCCGGCUGUCCUCUGUUUGUAUCUCAGAGCGUCCUGGAGACCGGCAGCUACAUCAAAGACGACACCAUAUUUAUCAAGGUUACUGUGGAUACCUCUGACCUCCCUGACCCGUGACGUUGUGACCCCUCUGAACCCUGACCUCGCUGGUCUGAGAUCAGCUCACCUGUCCACGCACAGCAGAGCAAAGGAUGAUGGGAAGGAUCAGUGAUGGUCCAGCUGAGAGUGACGCCGACAGAACAGAAGAAGAGUCAGACAGGAAGCAGCCAAUCAGAGUGAACUCUACACAGACCAGUGGACAGGUCCUCUUCUGUUUGGCUGAUGGACUACAGAACUCUGUGUGUGUGUGUGUGUGUGUGUGUGUGUGUGUGUGUGUGAGAGUGUGUGUGUGUGUGUGUGUGUGUUGUGUGUGUGUGUGUGUGUGUGUGUGUGUGUGUGUGUGUGUGUGUGUGAAUGGAUCAGUGUUGCCAUGACAUCACCAUGGUGACAUCACUCAGAGCCAACAUGGCCACUGCAGCGAGGAUGUUGUUGCUGCUCAUUAUUGAUGCCGUGCAUCGAGCUUUACUUCCUGUUUCUUACCUGUUUGGUAUGCUGGGAAAUCACCACAGCCACAGAGGAGCGCAGAAAACAGACCAGUAGAGACCAAAGCAGACCAGUAGGAUCCAGUGAAAAGUGUUGAUCAGGAAAAGAGUCAGUUUGAAGGAAGUUGUUGGUUAUUGAAUAUUGAUUUUUGGUGUUGAUGUGGAAACUGUUGUUCUUCAGAUCUACAGAAACAAACAGAAAUAAACAAACAAGCAAACAGUAGAAAUUAACAAACAGUAGAAGGAAAUUGAAGCAAACAAACAAACAAAAAACAGUAGUUAGAAACAAACAAUAGAGAAAAAAAUAGAAACAAGCAAACAGUAGAAACAUGAAGAACCUCCCAUCAGCAGCCUGGUCCAGAGUGUUCUACAUAUUUAUUUUUAUAGGUGUGAACAGAUGAGUUCAGUCAACAAUUCACCUGGUGUGAGCAGGUAGAAACAUUUUGUCACUAACCUCAGAGUAAACAAACAAACAAACAAACGUUUAUCAGACAUGUUCAAAGAUCUGUAGGAGGAUAAAACACUACAGCUUCAGCUUCAGAGGAGUUCAGAGACACUGAAUGUCGAGGUGAUGGGAAACUGAGUUGAGAAAAACCUGACCCAGAAAGAGAUAUCAUUAAGAUCUGGAUUCCAGAGCAGUAGAAACCAGUAGAGUCCAGUCAGCUGUUCCUCUGUGGCCUCGUGAGUUUCUCAGCGUCGACAGAUUCAUCUGACUCAUUGAUUCAUUUGCACAGUUUGAAUGUUUGUUAAUGUGUGAAUAAAAAUAAAGAGAAAACAUGAAGAA